CAAAGUGAAUGAGUAAGUGCGCGGAUUUAACGAUUCGUUCGUUUAGAAAAAUAAAUCGCUGCCGUUUGGUUGAAACAAUGUAUCGGCAUAACCGAAGCAACUACAGUUGGAUCGCCGGCAUGGGCAUCAUUGCCAUGGCUUUGCUAUGGCUCACUGCACUCAACGCCGCCAUCGACGCCACCGCCACCGCCGCAGCAGCAGCAAAAGUGGCAAUAACGACAAAUAUCAGCAAAACAAUAACAAAUACUACAAUACCAACAACAACAAUCACAAAUCCGCAAAUCUCAUAUAGAGCAAAUCGAAAAAUAAUUCCAAAUACCCACCGACCAUGGCAACAAAUGGCAACAGUUUCAACGCUAACACACCGCGCAUACGUGCCUGCCGCAUUGGCCGCCGCCAACAUAUCAGCGAUGACGACGGCUUUAGCCACAGCUUCCAACUUAAUAUCCAUGCUGCCGCCAUUGAGUCAAAGCAAUGCUGCAAAUUACUUCACUUUAGUCGGUAAACUUAAUCCGUUUUAUGGUGAAAGGAAGCGCACUGCGGCGGCAACGAAAGCAAGAGCAACAACAACAGCAACAGCAACAGGGACAGCGACAAAAAAUGGAACGGCAGCUGGUGGAAAUGCAGCUGUUGCUGCCACAACAUUUGACAGUAAUCCUAAUACGCGCACCACCAACAGACGGAAGAAGAACAAAAAUAAGCGUACUUUUACCACACCGUUAAAUGUUAGUCAACAUCCCGGCGAGCUGUGCAAUCGUCGUUGCACGGCUGGCGACAGUCGCAUUUGCCAUUUCAAAUUUACACUGGAACAUUACCAGGUCAUGGGAGUCGCUUGUGGCCGCUGUUCGCUUGGUAUUAUCGCUGAUUGCUUUGCACCGCAAUGCAUCUUGGCCGAUGGCUAUGAGAAAGGUGUGAUGAGCAUUAACCGGCAACUGCCGGGUCCAGCAAUACAGGUGUGUCGUGACGAUUUGAUUAUUGUGGAUGUGUUCAAUCAGGCACUCGGCACCUCUGCCGCUAUUCAUUGGCAUGGUCAGCAUAUGGUCGCAACACCCUGGUCGGAUGGUGUACCCUUUGUUACGCAAUGUCCCAUACAUUACGCCAACACGUUUCGUUACCAUUUUUGGGCCACUGAGGUGGGCACGCAUUUCUAUCAUUCGCAUUCAGGUCAUCACAAGGUGAACGGUCAAUAUGGUGCACUAAUCGUCCGAGAUGAUCCAAGUAUUUUGCCGAAUAAAGCAACUUAUGAUUUCGAUCUACCCGAACACUAUAUACUCAUCAGCGAUUGGAUGCAUACAUAUGGCGAACAAUAUUUUCCAGGAGAGCCUAGCUCAGCGGGAAUAUUUCCCGACUCUGUACUAAUCAAUGGACGUGGUAUAUAUUAUAGAAAAGAUGGCAUGCGUGCAUCGACUGUGGUGCCACCAGUGAGCUUUUACGUGACUCCGGGAAAACGUUAUCGCUUUAGGCUAAUCAAUUCGAUAAGUCAUUCGUGUCCUUUUCAAUUGCAGAUUGAACGUCAUAAUAUGUGCGUAAUCGCUUCUGAUUCUUAUGAUCUACAACCAAAUUACUUCGACACACUCAUUUCCAAUGCUGGAGAACGUUACGACUUUGUCGUGUUCGCUAAUAAUACUGCUGGGGAUUAUUGGAUUCGUGUGCGUGGCAUGGGCGUUUGUGCUAUCCUUCCUACUGAGUCGUUUGCUUUGCUACGCUACAUUAGUAAUGAAGUUAUAGACGAGUCGAUAGAAGAGCGCCCAUUACCGCCAAUGCCAGCAUAUAAUGAGACUUUCAUUUCAGGUAUGUUUUUCGAUCACCCCAAUAUCUCCUGCGGCGCCGUUGACAAUCGUUGUAUUAGCGAACUUGAAGCCUUGGAACAGGAUGAACUGCUGCGCACCGCCAUGCCUGAUCAUCAAUUUUUUCUGGCAUUUCACAAUUUUCCAGUGCCAAAUAAUGAGAUCUUUAAAAAUGGCACUUACUAUCACUUUGCAAAUCUACAAUCCAAUCUGACCAUUGUGGGCGCCAUUAACAAUUUAAGCUUUGUCUUUCCAAAUUAUCCACCACUGACACAACCAGAGGCCAUGAACGAUACACAAUUCUGCACUGAACUUGAACGACCAGCUGCAUGCCAGGGUAAUCGCCUCUGCCCGUGUGUACAUCGACUGCAUAUCCGCCUUGGGAGCAUAGUGGAGCUUAUAUUAGUCGAUGAAACGGAAUUGGUCGGGCGCUUGCAUCAUCCAUUCCAUUUGCACGGCCAUCGCUUUAUCGUAACUGCCUUGGGACGUGAUUCUACUGGACUGCCAAAGUCUGUUUUGGCUGCCAAGCAAUUGAAUGACGGCAACAGCUAUUUCUUUCCACACCAAAGCAACAAUACAAGUCCACCAUUCAAGGAUACCGUAUCGAUACCGAGCCGCGGAUAUGCAGUUGUCCGUUUUCGUGCUGAAAAUCCAGGUUUCUGGCUUAUGCACUGUCACUAUGAAUGGCAUUUAGCCAUCGGCAUGGGCUUAAUACUGCAAGUGGGUAAUACCAGUGAAAUGGUUAAAUCACCGCAAGGGUUUCCAACGUGCGGUAAUUACCUGCCUGAAUUGAGUGAGCUCGAAGGAUUUCGCAUUAAAAAAUAUUUUAUGUAAUUAAUGAAAAUAUGUGGUGAAAAUAUUAAGCAUAAAU
This is a messenger RNA of Ceratitis capitata (Mediterranean fruit fly), 2658 nucleotides long. Its product is annotated as laccase-2. Gene Ontology annotation, biological process: iron ion transport. Gene Ontology annotation, cellular component: plasma membrane. Lineage: Eukaryota; Metazoa; Arthropoda; Insecta; Diptera; Tephritidae. The record is from RefSeq and is a predicted model, not a curated record. The transcript has 8 exons. The coding region runs from base 9 to 2621 and encodes 870 amino acids. Gene Ontology annotation, molecular function: copper ion binding; oxidoreductase activity.